CAGACUGUCAAGCCUGAUGAUUUUCAGUGCCUUUUCAUGAUCUAUUGUUCAGUCUAACCACCUUACAUUUUUUUUACUUAUCAAACUUCAGAGAAAGUAGUAGCACAAGAUGCAAACUCAAAAAGAGUGACUAAUUGCGUUGUCCCUGCUCAUAGGAGGUCAAAAGUAAGGGGUGUGCUCCUGCAAAAUCCUGAAGAUGUAUAGCUAGACGUGGGAAGUUAUCCUUCAAGAUGGUUUACUUUGUUCUGUUGCAGGAUGUAGUGCACAGUGAGAGGUGUCUAUAUCUAGUUUUUGAGUACUUGGACUUGGAUUUGAAAAAGCACAUGGAUUCAUGUCCAGAAUUUUCUAAGGACAUCCGCACGAUAAAAAAAAUGCUCUGCAUGGAUCCUAGAAGAAGCAAGAUGCUCUGCAAGAACUUCACGAUCUUAUUACCUCGAAGAGAUCCCGAGCAUGGUAAAAUACCCUUGAGAGGAUUAUGUUCAAGUACAUUGAGCUAUGUGUUGAUAUGCGGAGGGGGAGAUUUGCCAAGGAUGUUCAAGUACAUUGAGCUAUGUGUUGAUAUGCGGAGGGGGAGAUUUGCCAAGAAUGUUCAAGUACAUUGAGCUAUAUG
Molecule: messenger RNA, 610 nt
Organism: Syzygium oleosum
Lineage: Eukaryota; Viridiplantae; Streptophyta; Magnoliopsida; Myrtales; Myrtaceae
Exons: 4
Coding region: 231-602 (123 amino acids)
Source: RefSeq, a predicted model, not a curated record